Messenger RNA from Durio zibethinus, 2343 nucleotides. It is a transcript of the gene PME1, whose product is annotated as pectin methylesterase 1. Gene Ontology annotation, molecular function: enzyme inhibitor activity; pectinesterase activity. The record is from RefSeq and is a predicted model, not a curated record. Gene Ontology annotation, biological process: cell wall modification. Lineage: Eukaryota; Viridiplantae; Streptophyta; Magnoliopsida; Malvales; Malvaceae.
UGAAUGAGAAUAAUGAUGUUGAUUUAUUGGUAAAUAAGGAAAAAAAGUACCUCAAUUCUUUUAACAGAAAAAACAUGAUUCUGUCUGUUUUCUUCGAUUGAUUAUACUAUAUCGUAGCAACGAAGCAUCGAAGAGAGAUCCUAUCUUUACCUCUCUUUAUAUAAAAAAGGGAAUUCCCACAAAGCUUCCCCAUUCCUCUCUAACCUUUUCUCUACUAUCAAAUUAAUAAUCCUAUAGAAAAUUCCCCGCAGGCAAAGCGGGAUUCAAGAAACUAAGCUCAGAAGGGAAAUUGAGAGAAAGAGAUAUGGAUUCAAUCAAGUCAUUCAAGGGCUAUGGUAAAGUUAAUGAGAUCGAAGAACAAGCUUUCAAGCGAAAGACUCGAAGGCGUCUCAUCAUCCUUAUCGUCUCCAUUGUCGUGCUAUUAGCAGUUGUCAUUGGCGCAGUUGCUGGGAUUUUGAUACACAAGAGAAGCAUCUCGUCUCCCAACACUGUACCCCCAACUGAGUUGACUCCGGCCGCUUCUCUCAAAGCGGUUUGCAGUGUGACUCAGUACCCAACUUCCUGUUUCUCCAGCAUAUCUUCCAUUGCAUCCUCAAAUACAACUGACCCAGAACUCCUCUUCAAGCUGUCUUUGAGAGUAGCCAUCGACGAGCUCUCCAGGUUGUCUCAAUAUCCCAACAAGCUAAAAGCUGAAACCAAUGAUACCCAAGUGAGAUCUGCUUUAGAAGUAUGUGGAAGUAUGUUUGAGGACGCGUUGGACCGACUGAAUGAUUCAGCAACUUCCUUGGAAGUUGGAGAAGGAGAGAAACUGUUGUCAGAUUCCAAGAUCGAUGACUUGAAGACUUGGCUAAGUACAACCAUAACUGACCAAGAAACAUGUUUAGACGCCCUGGAGGAGUUGAAUGCUACAAAGCAAUUCAACGCCACACUACUUGAAGAAGUGAAAGCUGCCAUGCAAAAUGCAAGUGAAUAUGCCAGCAACAGUUUGGCUAUUGUUGCCAAAAUCUUGGGUUUGUUGACUGAUUUCAAUAUUCCGAUUCAUAGGAGGUUGCUUGGGUUUCAAAAGGCAGGUUCAGAGUUUCCAGCUUGGGUUAGUCCCACUGAAAGAAGGCUGUUGCAGGACUCCAAGCCUACCCCAAAUGUUAUUGUGGCUAAAGAUAAUUCCGGGGAUGUCUUUACGAUUAACGAUGCAGUGAAAUUGGUGGGAAAGAAGAAUGAAUCGAGAUUCGUGAUAUAUGUGAAGGAAGGAGAGUAUGUUGAGAAUGUGAUUCUGGAUAAAAACAAGUGGAAUGUGAUGAUUUACGGUGAUGGCAAAACUAAGACUAUAAUUUCCGGUAGCCUGAAUUUUAUUGACGGAACUCCCACAUUUGCUACAGCUACUUUCGCUGUGGCAGGGAAGGGAUUCAUUGCAAAGGACAUAGGGUUCGUCAACUCAGCAGGUGCAGCAAAGCACCAAGCAGUGGCUAUGCGGUCUGGUUCGGAUCGCUCAGUAUUCUACCGCUGCGCAUUUGAUGCCUACCAGGACACUCUCUAUGCUCAUUCCAAUCGUCAGUUUUACCGAGAAUGUGACAUUUUGGGCACAAUUGACUUCAUAUUUGGGAAUGCAGUGGUUGUUUUCCAAAACUGCAACAUCCAGCCAAGGCAACCUUUGCCUAACCAGUUCAAUACCAUCACAGCUCAAGGAAAAAAAGACCCUAACCAAAACACCGGCAUUUCUAUUCAGAAAUGUUCACUAACAGCAUUUGGCAACCUUACUGCUACAACUUUCCUUGGCAGGCCCUGGAAAGAAUUCUCCACUACUGUUAUUAUGCAGUCAAACAUUGGGGUAUUCUUGGACCCAGCGGGAUGGAAAGAAUGGGUUGCCAACGUUGACCCACCUAGCACAAUUUUCUAUGCAGAAUAUCAAAACAGUGGACCUGGAUCAAGUGUGGAUAAAAGGGUAAAAUGGGCUGGUUACAGGCCCACUCUCUCAGACGUUGAUGCUGUUAAGUUCACAGUGGGAACGUUCAUACAAGGUCAAGAUUGGCUGCCUGAUGCAACUGUCUCGUAUGAACCAGCUUUAUGAUCUGAUAAUGGACUCAAAGAUAGGGUUGAGGCAAGGUCAAAGAUCAAGAUUUCAGAUGAUGGUUUUUUCUUCUUUUUUUUUUUUACAUUAAAUUUUGUUUGUAGAACCAUAUAUAUAUAACUCGAAUGUAUUACAAUCCAUGGCUACGCUCUCUCUAUUCUUUAACAAUCUUUUGUAACCCAAAAAAUAUAAAACAAGAAAGUUACAUGUUGAGGAGGACCAUUAAAUAUCAAUAUGACAAAUGAACCAAAAAGAUUGAACAAAGCAUCUUAGCAUAA